GUGAAUCUUCCUAAAAUGUCUUACUAUUGGUGUCCCUCUCCUCUUUGCCUGCAGCUCCAGAAGACUCUGUCAGAGUUGGAUGAAGAUGAUCCUUGCUACGAGUUUCGUCGAGAACGAUUCACUGUCCAUCGAACACACCUUUACUUCCUCCACUAUGAGUAUGAACCCAGCUCUGACAACACUGAUGUUACUCUAGUCGCCCAGCUCUCUAUGGACAGGCUUCAGAUGUUGGAGGCCAUCUGUAAGCACUGGGAAGGCCCCAUCAGCCUGGCCCUGUACCUGUCCGACGCUGAGGCCCAGCAGUUCCUGCGCUACGCUCAGGGCUCAGAGGUGCUGAUGAGCCGCGGGAACGUCGGUUACCACAUUGUCUACAAAGAGGGACAGUUCUACCCAGUCAACCUGCUUCGAAAUGUGGCCAUGCGGCAGGUCAACACACCCUACAUGUUCCUAUCAGACAUCGACUUCUUGCCCAUGUAUGGCCUCUAUGAGUAUCUCAGGAAGUCAGUGGUGCAGCUGGACAUGGCCAACACCAAGAAAGCUCUGGUGGUUCCAGCCUUUGAGACGCUGCGAUAUCGUCUGUCUUACCCAAAGUCCAAGGCUGAGCUGCUGUCUCAGCUGGACAUGGGCACGCUAUUCACCUUCAGGUACCAUGUGUGGACUAAAGGCCACGCACCAACUAACUUUGCCAAAUGGCGGACGGCCACCACCCCCUACAGGGUGCAGUGGGAAGCCGAUUUUGAGCCCUACGUCAUGGUGAGGAGGGACAGUCCUGAGUACGAUCGCCGCUUUGUGGGCUUCGGCUGGAACAAGGUGGCUCACAUCAUGGAGCUGGAUGCACAGGAGUACGAGUUUGUGGUUCUGCCCAAUGCCUACAUGAUCCACAUGCCUCAUGCGCCCAGCUUCGACAUCACCAAGUUCCGCUCCAACAAGCAGUACCGGGUCUGCCUCAAGACCCUGAAGGAGGAGUUCCAGCAGAACAUGUCGCGACGCUAUGGCUUCGCCGCCCUAAAAUACAUGACAGCUGAGAACAACAGCUAGCCACCACUGCAGACCCUCACACCCCCAGCCUUGAACAAAUGACACACUCCAGGACAGGACAACAGGAAACGGAUACUUUUAGUCCCUCAGAAUUUGUUAGAACGUUUGACCGUCAGUGUGGAACUGCAAGGGUCUUUAUGUCCAUUCUUUGUCCUCUGCUGUGGAUGGAAGAGAUAAUCCAGGAGGAGAUCCCUUCUUCCAGGAUGUUUAAGCUGUGAUCAUACAAGUGACUGCUAGGUCCAGGCCACUGUUGUGUGGGCCCCGAGCUCUUGGCCCUGAAAUUUGACAGACGGCAGGCAAUCAAUGCAUUGCCAUAUUUGUAAGAGCAGUGACAGAAUCGUGGACUGCGUGUGUAACUAUAUGUAUGUAUGCGUGUUCGUGUGUGUACAUGCAGGUAGAUGAAAAGUGUGACUGUGUAUGUGUCCCUCCAGGACAGCACUUAGCUAAAAGCCUGAGGAGAGCUGAAAAUAUUGUGGGCCUGCAUUCUGUUUGCACGCCAACAAAGUGCCAACAAAAAGCAGCGGCAGUUUGACUGACAGCACACCCCACAUUAAACGCACAUUGUCAUCGGGUGGCAUGAUAAGCCAAAGCAGCAGCGUCCACACAGAUUUUCACAUUGUGAUGAGCGACACACACUCAGAUAUUGAGGUGAUCAGCCGACCAGCCGACCAGCUGCUGCUGCUUAAUUUGUUUGACAGUUGAUACAGAUCAGAAUAAAUCCUCCCCUUCGUAUAUUAAGGGAAGUUAAGUGCAGGGACGGCGGGAGGUCGUCCAUGCGCUUGAUAUUCAGGGUCUUCACAUCAGCCCGAGCGUGCUGAGAUUGUUUCCAGAGUUUUGUUACUGCUAAAGAAUCUGACAGCAGCUGGUGCAGUGUGCUUUUUUUGUGUGUUUUAAAUUGAUGCCAGUGUGCUCUGCACAAACACCUGCUGGAAGUCGGUUUGUGAAGCUGCCACCCCACCACAUGAGGCGAAGCACCAAUCAGUGAGCUCUCUGUUUACGUUUUUCUUUUCCAACAAUCAGUAUUAUUUAUCAGUGUGUUUACAGGCCUGAUGAGUGUCUCCUCCGCACAUCAUCAGGAGCAUCUGAGGAGGAGAGUGGUGAAAAUCAACCACUUGCAGUCAGGAGAAAGUCACAGACACUUUUUUUUUUCUCUCCCGCUUUCUUUCUUUCUCACUCUGGCCUCUAGUUUGACGACAUUAUAGUGGAGUCCAAAAACGCUUGUGGUGUGUGUUCUCCCAUUUGUGUUGCUACACAUGGUCACGCUGGAUGUGGACAUUGGGUGUGAUAUGAAUAUUUUGCCUGCGCCGUUCAGCUCUUACUACUGCUGUGACAGACACCUGACAGACACAACUCUGCCCAGUUAUCUAGACUCUUAAGAGGACACAAAGACUGACAGUCACUAUAAUAUUACACUGUUACCAUAUGACAAAAAUAUCAUAAAAGCACUGUUUUGUAUCUACAUCAUAAUGUAUGUUACGAUAUGAUGAGAUAAAAACUAAAGUUAGUUGAGGUGAAUGGAAUACAGAUAACGUAUAUAAAAUAAAUAAAGUAAAUAAUAAGUAAAAUAAUAAAGUAUGUUUAUCUUACUGCGAGUCCUGACAGAGAUAUCAUAGAAAGGUUUGAAAUGAUGAACCAAAAAUCCAGAUACAAACAGAAGAAGAACUUCUGCACUUUGGCAGUUUAUUUACAACAGUAACAUUUAGUUAGCUAACAACAUCAUUAAACUCAUACAAAGUCAUUGAUGAAUUGCAGUUGUGGACUAUGAGCAAGACAACAUUUAUCAUAUAUAUGGCUGAUUUUUUUGAUGCAUGUGGAAAUAGAAUUAGUAAUUAAAUACACCACUUCAGAAUGAACACAACAAUUUGAAAGUGUAGGAAAUUUCCAAAAUUUUAAGAUGUUGUAACAAGUGUUUCCCUUCAGAUUUCUGAUGAGUACAUCAGAUAAAGUAGUGUGUGGAGGCUGAUCAUCUCUGUAAAAGGACAUCUCGGUUAAAAUAACAUUAUGUUGUAGUUUUAACUUAAAAUAACAGCUUCAAAAUUGUUUUCAUAUUUCACUGACUUGUUAAAGGGUGAAUGCCUUCUCUUUUAGUACCACACUUGGUCUUGCAAUGCCAGCUACCGCACUAUGUCACAUUGGAAUCCUGGGCAGGUUGGCGUGAGAUAAAAGCGGUGAAGGGGAUGCGAGACAGAUUCCGAGCUGGCCUUCUAGCUGUUGGACUGAGUUGGAUGUAGCUGCAGUACCGGAGGCUGCAGUUUCAAGACCACAAUCCUAGGACCGGAACUGCAUUUGUAGGACCCUUGUUUACUUUGAUACUGCCAGCUAACUGGCUAGCUAACUAGCUAGCUAGCUAUAUUACUCUUGACAGCCCCCCGAAGCCAAUUACCCAUACCCUAACUUUCACAGUGUUUGUCUAAACCUAAGUUAUUGAUUAUAUGCAUGUUGACCAGUUAACCCAACAGCUGUGCACUUCAGCCUCAAGGCCGACGUGCUAGCAGACAGGGCUAAUCUCUUUAGUGUUGCUGUCGAAAAGAAGAACUACGGUCCUAGAACUGUGGUCCCAGGAUUGUGGGGGUCCUGAAACUGAAGCCUCCAGUACAGCAGUUAGAUAAUAUUGGUUGGACAAGUGAGUAAUAACUUAUUAGCUGGCUAGCUAUGUUUGUGUUGUCGCGUUGUUUAUGUUUAGCCUACCUGUGUUAGCAAAGUUGUCAACUCGAGCGAAAUCAGCCGGAGGUUUCACUGAAAGAGGUUUAGCUGCUAGCUAUAGAUCUCGAGUUGAAACUUACUAGAAAACGCACUCGGACAUCUGUAAGAGCUCUUGCAUCGUUUGGUGUCUAGCUGUGUUGGCUAGCUUGCCACACAGCCUCUUGCUCGGUCAAUCUCUCUUUUUCUCUUGUGAGCUUCUACCGUCAACGUAUUCUUUCAUCUCUUCGCCUCUUCCAUUAGCUAACGUUAUGUCUAUAGAGGUUGCUGAGCCCAGUUAUGUUGCUUUAACUGUGAUGGCAUUCAUGAUAUCAGUAACGUUAGCUGACAUUUCAGAUUGUUACCACUGGCUUUGCACAUACCACCGCUGGUCUACUGGCCAAUACAUAUCUUUGUGAAACUAGAGGUCUCACACACACACACACACACACAUUCUCUGAUACACACUGUCUCUCUCUUUCUCUCUCUCUCUCAGUCACUACAGCAUUCUUAAUCUGUACAGGAAAGCAGCAGAAGGGCUCUGUGCAGUCUUGCAGGUGUGUGUGAAUACACUGUGUGUCUGUGUGUACGUGUAGGUUCAGUAAGCAGGCGUGUGUGCUCGUGUGUGUGUGAGAAGUUUGACUCGGUUCUGAAUGUGUGUGUGGCUUUGCAGGGCUGGGAGGAGCUGCAGUGUGUAAGUAGGACAGUGCUGACUGAUGCUGCUACCUGAAUAAAAGCAAAGAGUCAAACACUG
Micropterus salmoides (largemouth bass) is the source of this 4471-nucleotide messenger RNA. Its product is annotated as LARGE xylosyl- and glucuronyltransferase 1-like. The coding region runs from base 16 to 1038 and encodes 340 amino acids. Gene Ontology annotation, molecular function: xylosyltransferase activity; glucuronosyltransferase activity. Lineage: Eukaryota; Metazoa; Chordata; Actinopteri; Centrarchiformes; Centrarchidae. The record is from RefSeq and is a predicted model, not a curated record. The transcript has 5 exons. Gene Ontology annotation, biological process: protein O-linked glycosylation via mannose.